CUUUGGCUUUGGUCAAAAGUCUGUUGUGCUACUCUGUUGAAGUUGUCGUCUGCUUAGUUGAAAACUACAUAAACCACUGAAAGCGCACCACUUGUAUCCACUAUACUCCACGUAUGAAAGCCACUUUGGAGCUACUGCAAAUACCAAAUUCUACAAGAAGCAUACCAACAAGACUAGAAACAAAGCACUCACAAAAAGAUUUCCUACUAGGGAAGCAAUAUGAAUGGUACAUACUAGUCGCAAGGCAUGAACAAGACUCUAAUAUCAUUUCAGUGAAAUUCUUCACUGAUCCUUGCUCUCAACUAACACGGUCUGCUUCCCAUUACAUAAAACUAGGACCUACGGAAAAUAAUGUUUAAACAUGAAUAUACUUCUUGUCUUCUUAAAAGAAGUCGAAGAUACAACUGAGUCGACAUUUGUGACUGGGAAAGACCUCCAUUCAUAGCUGACAAAUGGCACAGGGAAGCAAUAGGACGUUGGUCGCUGUUCAAUGUUGCAACCUCAUAAAAAAAUUGAAGCGUUCAAGAUGCUCUCCUAAGCAGUUGUUUCAAGCAGAUUCUUAGAGUAGAGAAUGACAAGCCCGGUAGUUCAGGUUGAUACAGGAUUAUUCGUUGAUUGUAUCUAAAAGAAUAUUACCUUGCAAUACUGUAGUAUAAUUUGACUCUGCGCCUUUCUUAGACUUGGACAAAAAGUUUGUGUGUUUCUUCUUCAAAUGUAUUGAGUUACAUAGAGAAUAAGGAUAGUUGUUCAAGAAUUGAAUGAAUAAAGUUUGUGCUCCGAUUCACUCCUCAGCAUCGUUGUAUGUCACUGUAAAGCGUAAACCCCGCCACAGUUAGGACUGGAACUUCCUAUGAAACUCCUUUUCUGGUCUUAAGUUGGUUGGAGACAUGCUGACCCCUUCAGUUUUGAAAACUUCUCCGCUUUGUCUACAGUAUACAAAGGUAACCUUGCAAAAAAGUCAUUCUUUAAGAAAUAUUAGAUUGAAGAAUGGGUUAAACAGGUUGAAAAUUUCAUU
This is a messenger RNA of Galdieria sulphuraria, 1015 nucleotides long. RefSeq lists its product as uncharacterized. The transcript is spliced from 2 exons. The record is from RefSeq and is a predicted model, not a curated record. Bases 114 to 359 code for a protein of 81 amino acids. Lineage: Eukaryota; Rhodophyta; Bangiophyceae; Galdieriales; Galdieriaceae.